Podarcis raffonei (Aeolian wall lizard) is the source of this 2829-nucleotide messenger RNA. It is a transcript of the gene FBXO9, whose product is annotated as F-box protein 9. The record is from RefSeq and is a predicted model, not a curated record. Gene Ontology annotation, cellular component: SCF ubiquitin ligase complex. Gene Ontology annotation, molecular function: protein binding. Gene Ontology annotation, biological process: SCF-dependent proteasomal ubiquitin-dependent protein catabolic process. NCBI's taxonomy places the organism in Eukaryota, Metazoa, Chordata, Lepidosauria, Squamata, Lacertidae. The transcript is spliced from 15 exons. The coding region runs from base 452 to 1807 and encodes 451 amino acids.
UCGCGCGCUUGCCUGCCUGCCUGCGACCUGCUCUCGCUCUCUCUCUCCUUGAGAAAAUGGCUGCCGUACGCCGCGCUCGCAGUGACUCCCGCUGCGUGGUCCGCUUCUCCGACCGAGAACUCUACUAAAAUUCCCUUCCCGGCUUGUUUAACCGCUCGUAAGAGGAGGGGGUGAAGAAAACUUAAAAACCAGACAUUAUUCAAGGCACAAAAGACGGGGCCCGCGGCUGCCGGUCGUCACCGACGCUCGCGAAGAACCAGCCGAAGAGGCCGCUCGCGCCUUGAAACAGCCACAGCGCCCGCAGCCGCGUGAGAACGACCGUUGGACGGGCGGCCUGGGGUAGGAAUUGCCUCGGCCUCAGCAUGGAUUGUACGUCAAGUUACUGUGACUUGUUUGUUCAUCACUGCUUUAUACAAAUGAGGCAGAAGGUGAAGAAGAUUGUCACUCUGACAUGGUAAGAGCAGAUGACAAUGAAAGGUCUGGGGAAGCAAAUCUUCAGGCAGAGCUCCAGAUGUUCAGAGCACAAUGGAUGUUUGAACUUACCCCAGGGGUGAGCUCUACGGGUUUGGAGGUUCGAUCCUGCAGAACGUCGGCAAGAGGGCCUUCAGUAAAGGCUGUAGAUACCAAAGGAAAGCUGGAACUAGCAAAAGAGGAAAAGGAAGAAUUCAUAACAGAAGGAAGAUGCAUGUCAAAACCGAAAAUGCUGAAGAACUUGAUUCACCUCAAUCACUUUUUUCUAGCAAGAGAACUGUUCCUGAAAGCAGUGGAACAAGAACAAAAUGGGGCUCUUUAUGAAGCUAUUAAGUUCUAUCGUCUGGCUAUGCAACUGGUCCCAGAUAUUGAGUUUAAGAUCACCUAUACCCGAUCUCCAGAUGGUGACAGUAUUGGGAAAAGCUACAUUGAAGAUAAUGAGAAUGAUAGCAAGAUGGCUGACCUUCUAUCCUACUUUCAACAGCAAUUUACUCUUCAGGAAUCAUCCAUCAAACUGUGUCAGCCUGAGCUUGAUAUGAAUCAGACUCAUAUCUCAGUGUUGCCAAUGGAGCUGAUGAUGUAUAUUUUUCGAUGGGUGGUUUCCAGUGAUCUGGACCUGAGGUCUUUAGAACAGUUAUCAUUGGUCUGCAGAGGCUUCUACAUUUGUGCCAGGGACCCUGAAAUCUGGCGUCAGGCUUGUUUGAAGGUUUGGGGCAGGACCUGUAACAAAUUGGUUCCUUAUACCUCAUGGAGGGAAAUGUUUUUGGAAAGACCUAGAGUUCGAUUUGAUGGAGUAUACAUCAGCAAGACAACAUACAUACGUCAAGGAGAACAGUCUCUUGAUGGCUUCUAUAGGGCAUGGCACCAAGUGGAUUAUUACAGGUACAUGAGAUUCUUCCCAGAUGGCCAAGUAAUGAUGCUAACAACUCCGGAAGAACCUCAGUCUAUUGUUCCUCGUUUACGAACUAAAAACACAAGAACGGAUGCAAUCCUGCUUGGCCAUUAUCGCCUUUCCCAGGAUACGGACAAUCAAACCAAAGUAUUUGCUGUAAUGACAAAGAAGAAGGAAGAGAAACCAAUUGACUACCACAAGUACAGAUAUUUCUGUCGUGUCCCUGUGCAAGAAACUGAUCACAGCUUUCAUGUAGGGCUACAGCUGUGUUCCAGUGGCCGCCAGAGAUUCAACAAGCUUGUUUGGAUUCAUCACUCUUGUCACAUUACUUACAAGUCUACUGGUGAAACAGCAGUCUCUUCUUUUGACAUCGACAAGAUGUACACCCCUUUGUUCUUUGCACGAGUGAAGAGCUUUACUGCAUUUUCAGAAAGACCUCUCUAAGAAGGUCACAUCUCUUACUCUUGCAUGAAAAAUUACAGCAAACAACACUUAAGUUAUAAAUGUGUGUAUAUAUAUACAUAUAUAUAUAUAUAUGAAUUUUAUUUUAAAAAAUGGGGGAUCUUUUUGAAAGAUAUAUACUGGAAAUAAUUUGAUUUAGGGUGGCAGGGUUAUUUUAUUGGUUCUGAAGUCAAGUUUACACAUUAUUUUAAACUUGUUUAUGUUGUGAAAAGACUUUGAUAACAUAAAAGGCAUUUUUGCCAUGUCAUUUUAUGAGCAAAUUUAUAAGCUGUUCUCUUUCCAGCGUAAGGCUUCAUCUGCCUAUGCACCUUAAGUUCAGGAAUCGUUCUAAACCUACUGCUGUACAUAUGACAUGGUGUGUGUGCAUUGGGGGAAGGCUCAAAAUGUGAAGAAAUUGUCCUACAUCUGUGUGUGGCCUACACAAAUGUAAAAUAAAUGUUUACUUUGAAAUACAUGUAUUUGGGUUGCCUUUCAAGAAGAGACAUUGACUUUGCUGUAAGCUGAAGCCUUACAAAAAAAUUAAGCAAGGGAAGCAAAGUCGGAAGUUCAGCUUCAGUUGUUGCUAUCUGUUUUGGCAUCACAUUGUUUCAACAACUAGUAGUUACUGCAUUGCAAGGGGUAGAAGAUGAGCGAGAAGUCACAUUGGGGAACUGGCUGCCUCUCUCCUCUUCUUGAUCCAGGAAAGGAUUUCAAGAAAGCAAUUUGGAGCACUGAACUUGAAAGUGCAUUGUUUGAAUUAUGUUAUGCAAAUGAGAAUAGGGCUGUACUCAAGUAUGUUUGUCUUUUCUUUGUUUAACCCUUCACCUAACUGCUAAGAAUACUGCACACCUCUUGGGUGUUUUGUCACACUAAACUGAUUUUUUUGCUUUUGGGGACUCCUACAGAUGUUCAGGUACUGUGUGCUGCUUCUCCUGCGUAUGUACUUUGGGAGUUGAAUGCAACUGCUGUAUGACGCUUAUCAUAAAUAUGUACUUACAAACAUAAAACUAAAGUUUCUAAAUGUU